Molecule: messenger RNA, 6988 nt
Organism: Podarcis muralis (Common wall lizard)
Lineage: Eukaryota; Metazoa; Chordata; Lepidosauria; Squamata; Lacertidae
Gene: VWDE
Product: von Willebrand factor D and EGF domains
Biological process (GO): anatomical structure development
Cellular component (GO): extracellular region; cell surface
Molecular function (GO): signaling receptor binding; calcium ion binding
Source: RefSeq, a predicted model, not a curated record
GAGAAUGCUGGAGGAAUGGCCAAUCCCGUGUACGCCGGAGAGACCCACAGUGUACGGUCGACGGGGCUUACAGGCUGCGAUCCCAACUUCACUUACCUAGCAGCGGAGCGGCCUGCAGGGAGAGGGCGCGCGAGGCUGUCCCGGGACCUGGGAAAUUGCAGCAGCAGCAGCGAGAAGAUUGCAGCAGAGCCAGAGCGCACAAACUUCGCUCCCAGCGCGCUCGGCGGAGGGCGCCCAGCGGAUCGGAGCCAAGCUCGCUCUCCAAGCGGGCUUGCUGAAGGGAGAAAGCGCCUUGUCCAGAGUGGGAGAAAGGAGAGAGCUAUGCGCUCUCCAAGCCUGCCGGGGAACGUCCUCUCCCUUUGCGCAGCGCUGGUGGUGUGCUUCGAGGUAGCGCGCGGCCAGCAAGCUCUGGAAUGUCAUGCAGGCGGUCAUCAGAUCCUUCAGAGUCCAUACCGAAGUGUUGAUUUUGAUUCAUCACGGCUUCAGCACUCAGCCAUCCAGGACUUAAUAUGUGAUCAUUCAUUGCCAUCAGGGUGGUACCGCUUCCUGAUUUUCGAUAAGCAGGCUGAAAUGCCAACCAAGUGUGUGGAGAUGAAUCACUGUGGGACACAGGCCCCUGUUUGGUUGUCUUUGAGAGAGUCCGAGUCCUUGCCUCAGCCUGGUGAGAUCAAACACUUAACAGCCUGUGCAACUUGGCAGUUUUUCUUCAGCACCACAGAGGACUGCUGCCUUUUCCGAAUUCCUGUGAGUGUGAGGAACUGUGGAGAUUUCUUUGUAUACUUACUCCAGCCCACCCAGGGGUGCAUGGGAUAUUGUGCAGAAGUUACUUCAGGAGCUGAACUGCAGGCCUGCCAGACUGGGGAGAGAGAAACCACAUGCAGUGAGAAAUUACCUACUUCACAGUUGCCACUUCCUUUACCACCCCCUCCAAGCACACCUGAAAUAGUGGCGGUCUUACUUGAAGGAAGCAUUUUCUUAAGGUGCUCCUUUGAUGUUCCUACCACAAACACCUCUGUGGGCUUUCUUGUGGCUUGGUCCAGACUGUCUCCUGAAAGCAUCAAAGAAGAACUGAAGCAAGAGACAACAGUCCAAGCAUUCUCACUCUUAGAACUGGAUGGGGUAAACCUCAGGCUAGGAGACAGGAUUUACUGCAGCAGUUCCACCUUUUUCUUAGAGAAACCAGAAAUGCAGAGUUCACUCAUCGAGAGCAUGGAAUUUUUUGCAGGAAUUAAGCUACAUCCUGAGGCAUUUAUAAUAUCAGAAGAUGGAAAGGAAUACAGACUGACGAUAGAAAGCAAAAUUCCCAUUCCUUGUCCUCAAGCUAGUCAGCUGGAAAAUGACUGCAAAAUCUCAUUAAAAUUAAGAACAACAGAGGAAGGUAAAGCUCCGCAGAGCUUAAACGUGGCUCUUUCUUCUUGCUCUGUGGAGCUUCUUCAGUAUCCCUGCCACAAUGGGACGUGUGGCCACGCCAGCAUCCAUUACACCGCGGUGACGGAUUUCACCCGAAAUGGAGAGAGAGUAACCAGAAUUGCGGCAGAACCUAUUGUUAGUGACAACUUCCUGUGGAAUGGCUACAUGGUGGAAAGUAUUCAGGUUACUGUGAAAGAUCUGCCCUCUGCCUAUUGCUACUCUUUUACUGACCCACAUAUCAUUACAUUUGAUGGCAGGAUGUAUGACAACUUUAAAACGGGAACGUUUGUGCUAUACAGAAGUACUUCCCGUGAUUUUGAAGUCCACGUGCGCCAGUGGGACUGUGGGAGCCUCUAUUACCCAGCAUCAUGUAACUGUGGUUUUGUUGCCCAAGAAGGGGCUGAUAUAAUAGCAUUUGACAUGUGCAGUGGUCAGCUACGUGAUUCGCAGCCGCACUUAUCUGUAAAGAGCAGAGCUUCGGCAGACAGCGGCGUCAGGAUCAGUGAAUCAUAUUCAGGAAGAAAAGUCACGAUCUCGUUUUCUUCUGGAGCUUUUAUUCGCGCCGACGUGAGUGAAUGGGGAAUGAGUCUAACUCUCAGGGCCCCCAGUUUGGAUUAUAAACACACGCUGGGCCUCUGUGGAACAUUUGAUGGCAUUGUGGAGAACGAUUACCACAAUGUGGACGGAACUGAAAUCACUGGAGGAGCUGAUACUUACACAUCUUUUAUUAAUGAAUGGAGGAUUUCACCAGGAGAGAGUCUGUUUGACCAAAUACCGGAUCUUUCAACUCCAGCCAAGGAAAUAGUUUUCUGUAAUUGCAAUGCUGGUGACGUGGGAGAAGACCAACCAGCAAAUAAACUGAAUUCUGUUUUUGAGGCAGAAUUGUCUUUGCCCUGCAGAAAAAACAAACAAAACGCUUGGCUCCCUUCCUUGAUCCCGGGGCUGGAUGUAACCACUGAGUACAUCGGCUCGCUUGAUCCUAUCAGGGGCUUGAGGAAACGUGCUUCCGUGCUGGAGGAGGUUUCUUCUGCUGUUCCCUCCAGAGAGGGACACUCUCGGAAUCAAAGAGCUCUUCAGACAGCAACCCCAGAACGCACAGCUCUCUUUCUGAACUCCAAGACAGGAUUUACAACACACAAACAGGCUGUUUGGGGCCGGGGGGCUGACAGCUACACAGACAAGUUUGGCAGCCAGUGGCGCCGCAAAAGACAUUCACGCCCAAAGCGCCAACAUGACUACGAGUACCUUUCUGUGUUUCCAUCCCAGAGCCUAAGCCAAACAGAUCUGGAUGGAUUUAGCUAUUUCUUCCCAGAAGAUCACAUGGCUGACCCAUACCAAGAGCCCAUCUCUUCAUGGCCUACGCCUUCUGGCCUCACUGAGUCGGAUGCGUUGGACCUUUGCCAGGAGACAGUUGCCAAUUCCAGCAUAGUGAGAGCUUGCAAGGCUCUCCUCGGCCAGUGGGUCAGCGAUGUGGUAGACUUGUGCAUCAAGGAUCUGCAACUGAAAGACGACCUCAGCUGGGCAAAGGCAGGCUUGGCCCUCCUAGAAAACGAAUGUGAAAAGAGAGCUUUGGAAGAAGUUAAUUACCACACUGGAGAAGAAGACAAGAGAUUAUCUGAUGACUUGCUUUUAGCGCUGAAGUGUCCCAACCUCUGCAGCGGGAGAGGUCACUGCGUUGAAUGGGGCUGUGCUUGUUUUCAAGGCUUCAGCUCGUACGACUGCAGCACCUCAUCUGAUCAGGUUCCGGAAAUUACAGAGCUGAACAAUGGAGGGUUGUGUGAUGUCCAGCAGUAUGACUGCACAACUGUGAGAGUUUUUGGCCGUGGAUUCAUGGAGUUGCCAGGCCCCAGAUGUGAAAUUAAUAAGUUGCAGUACAGUGAUAACAAGUGGGUGCUUGGGGAAUCUUUAUUCACCCACGCCACUUUCCACAACACCAGGACUGUGGAUUGCCAACUUCCCACUGAAGGACACCAGAAUGAUGGUCUGGAUCUUGUGGAUGGCCAACCCAUUGCAAAGUGGCAAAUUAAGAUUUCUAAUGACGGGUUCACUUAUAGCAACCCUAAAACAGUGACAUUAUUUGAUGGAGCUUGUCAGAUAUGCGACCCACAAUCAAAUGGAUUUUGCACGUUAAAGGAGAAAACAUGCAACAUAGAUGGACUUUGUUAUGGUGAAGGUGACACAAAUCCUACAAGCCCUUGCUUACUCUGCAGACCGGAAAUAUCAAAGUUAACUUGGUCAAUUGCUGAAAACAACCAGCCUCCUGUAUUUCAAAAUACGCAAGAAAGGCUGCAGACCUUUUAUGGGGAGGAUUUUGUGUAUCAGUUCUCAGCGACGGACGCAGAAGGCUCUGCCGUCGCUUUCUUAUUGAAUUCUGGCCCGCCAGGUGCCAGUCUUUCUCCCGCUGGACUCCUGAUAUGGAAGGCGCUGUCGAAGAAGCCUGAGCUGUUUACCUUUUUCAUAACGGACGACUGCAGUGCCGAAACCCAAGUUGCAAUCGAGGUCAGCGUGAAACCAUGUGACUGCUUAAAUGGAGGGUCCUGUGUGACCGAUACCAAUUUCCCUCCUGGAAGUGGGAAAUAUCUGUGCAUCUGCAUGCCAGGAUUUGAAGGUGACCUUUGUCAAGUGAAUACCAAUGACUGCGCAUCCAACCCCUGUGGCCUUGGCAGAUGUUUUGAUGGAAUAAAUAGCUUCCGCUGUGAAUGUACACCUGGGCUGCAGGGUAGACAUUGCCAAAAAGACCCUGAUGAAUGCAAAUCCAGACCAUGCUUCCCUGGAGUAGCUUGCUUCAACACUAUGGAUUCCUAUUAUUGUGGUCCAUGUCCUACUGGCCUGUAUGGAGAUGGGAAAAGAUGUUAUGCUGGAAUAAAACCAACAAGCAAGGCUCCCUCUGGUCAUUUGACUCCAGAAGAUGGAUAUAACAAAAUAGACUCCAGUGAAAGAAUCGGUGUGGGCAAAAAUCAUGGAUACAGAAUUGCUAGUGCCCAUACUGAUGAAAAUGUCUCUGGUUUCCUGCAACUGUCAACUGCUGAGGUUCCAAAUACCACAGACUUCCCUCUUAAUCCCACAGAUGUUCCCAGAAGUUUCAUUCCCACAGAAGUAGCCAACAGCAGUCCACCCGUUUCUGCAGCCAAAACAACUGUGUCUUCACAUGUAUUCAUUUCCCAGAGCCCAGCUUUGAGAAAGCCUGUUAGUAGUGCAUCCCCUGAUUAUGCAUUAGGUGCCAGUACUGUAAACAUCCAUUCUGGCACCGCAAAGGAAGAGUCAGCAGCAGAUGCAGUAGGCUCUGCAUCUGACACGCCACUUAGGAAUAAGACAGUAUUUCCUGAGAAGACGACGGUGGCACGAGAGCAGAUCUAUUCUCCCCUAGAGGCCAGCGUAACAUUGAGCAGCAAAGCUAACGUGACAUUAAUAACCAGCAAAGAACUGGGAGGAGGAAGUGGCCACAAAUUCCAAAGGCCAUUCGGCAAACCUAAAGACAGCACUUUGCAACCCACCUUUGAAAGGUUUGCUGUGACACUCCAAAGGCCUGGCACGGAUCGAAAAUCAGGCUCUGCGUCAACUGCUUCCCUGUUACUCACUUGUGCAGAGUCACCCUGUUUCCCCGGGGUUCCUUGUGAGCCAAGUGAAAAUGGAAGCUUCAGAUGCGGUCGUUGUCCUUUCGGUUAUUACGGAGAUGGUAUUAUUUGUAGAGCGAUAUGCAGGCAUAACUGUGGUGAAAACAUGGAAUGUGUGGCACCCAAUACUUGCAGGUGUAAGCCUGGUUACUCCGGCCGUAGCUGUCAGGCUGCUCUGUGUCGACCAGAGUGCAAAAACAAUGGGAAAUGCACCAAGCCUAAUGUAUGUCAAUGCCCCCCCGGAUUCAGUGGCCCCAUCUGUGAUGAAGCACAUUGUGAGCCACCUUGCCAACAUGGAGGGACCUGUCUGACCAGAAACCUUUGCACUUGCCCAUAUGGGUUUGUGGGUCCACAUUGUGAAACAAUGGUUUGCAACAGGCACUGUGAAAAUGGCGGUGAAUGUCUUGCCCCAGAUGUCUGCCAGUGCAGGGUUGGCUGGAAUGGACCCACAUGCAGCACAGCUGUGUGUGACCCAGUGUGUCUCAACGGCGGAUCCUGUAUUAAACCAAACAUUUGCCUUUGCCCCAAUGGAUUCUUCGGUGCCUAUUGCCAGAAUGCCAUCUGCAACCCUGCCUGUAAGAAUGGCGGCCACUGCAUGAGAAACAAUGUUUGCGCCUGUCCUGGUGGCUAUGGUGGCCGACGGUGUGAAAAAAGUGUCUGUGACCCGGUAUGCAUGAACAGAGGAAGAUGCGUGGGCCCAAACGUUUGUUCCUGCCCAUCGGGCUGGAGAGGCAAAAGAUGUAACACUCCUAUAUGCCUUCAGAAGUGCAGGAACGGGGGCGAAUGUAUUGGACCAAGUACUUGCCAUUGCCCUCCAGGAUGGGAAGGAGUUCAGUGUCAAACACCCACGUGCAACCGGAAAUGCCUAUAUGGAGGUACAUGCAUACUGCCGAACGUAUGUGCUUGUCGUCCUGGCUACACGGGAGUCACAUGUGCCAAAAAAAUUCAGGUACAAGGACGUCGCGCGUGAAGAACAAAUGUCUCUGGGUCGCACAGUGUGCUGCAUGGAUGCCAGCCAUCUCUGGUGUGGAGAGGAUCACUCAAGACAAUGUUACACGAGUGGCACAAUCUGGCCCCUUCCACAUGCAGAGUGCAGAGUUGUUCUUCAUAUGAAUACUUUGAAGUUCUUCCCUUCCCCGCAAGGCUGCCUCUGUGUAGGGCACAACGCUGCUUUGCCAGUCAUGCUGCAACCUUCCCAGCCAAUCACAUUAAGCAGAAGCCUGUCUAGGGCUCACCUCGAAGCACCCAGGGGCCUGCUUCUCCCCAUGGCUGUGGUGCACAGGCUCUUUGCAGCAGAAAGAUAGUGGCAUCAAAUGUGGGAUCCAAGGGGGACUGGGCUGCUAGAUACUUCCAGGUGAGGUUGGACCAGGCUUUACCUUAACCACAAAUGGCUGAGUAAGUUGCAGCUGGCUCAGAAUAGCAGCAAAUGCCCCUGAUUUACUGGCAAUCAACAUCCAUCACACUGCUACUCUGGCUGGAGUACCCCAAGUUUGUUACAGCAAAGAAUAUGUCUCAGUAUGGUUUUAAAAACCAAUGAGAUUAAUUAAUGCAAAACAUCCAAAUCAGGCAUAAUACACCAUCACUUACGUGUUUGUCAUGGUGCCUCAGAACUAGGUUAUGGCAGCUUUAAAUUUGUGUAAUAAAUACUUGGAUAAAGCAGAUAAUUCAGAUUCCCAAUCCAUGAUAGCUGGAGGGAGCAAGCUUUAGAAAAGAAACCUGUGCCUAAUAUUGCUUGGGAUCCUGUCUUGCAAUUUGUGAGGCGCCUCUGCCAGUUCAGUCGUGGAAUACGACGCUGCCAAUAUGUAUGGUGUAGGAUUCAAUUGUGUGACUUUAAGCCAUCUGUUUACUGCAACUGAUUGAAAAAUGAGCAUUUGGAGACAAUAUGAAUUUGAAACUCUGGAAUGGUUUAUACAUCCCCUCAUAUGUAACAUGCCAGCACCAUAAAUUUGCACCAUACUCUGUGA